UGGGGCUCCCGGCAGAGGGAGGGCUGAGCUAUUACGGCCCUUUAAAUAAUCACUGUCUCAUUGUGUUUCUCAGUCUCAGCAGAGAGACUGGGGGAUCUGGGACACGAACUGAGUGCACUCACUGAGUAAAGACAUCAACAGGUAAGUCAGAGGAUACAAUAUAUAUGUGGGGGUUCUGAAUGUGGGGGCACAGAUUAUUAAUGGGGGUUCUGAAUGUGGGGGCACAGAUUUAUUAAUGGGGGUUCUGAAUGUGGGGUGCACAGAUUUAUUAAUGGGGGUUCUGAAUGUGGGGUGCACAGAUUUAUUAAUGGGGUUCUGAAUGUGGGGGGCACAGAUUAUUAAUGUGGUAUUCUGACUGUGGGGGGCACAGAUUAUUAGUGGGGGUUCUGACUGUGAGGAGCACAGAUUAUUAAGGAGAAGUUCUGAAUGUGGGGUGCACAGAAGAAAUUCUGACUGUGGGGAGCACAGAUUAUUAAUGGGGGAUUCUGACUGUGGGGGGCACAGAUUAUUAAUGGGGGAUUCUGACUGGGGGGGCACAGAUUAUUAGGGAGAAGUUCUGAAUGUGGGGUGCACAGGUUAUUAGUGAGGGGUUCUCUAUGUGGGGAGCACAGAUUAUUAAUGGGGGAUUCUGACUGGGGGCAGCACAGGUUAUUAGUGGGGGAUUUUGACUGUAGGGGAACACGGGUCAUUAGUGGGGGUUUUUGGAUUUGGGGAGCACAGAUUAUUAGUGGGGGAUUUGGGGGAGCACAGAUUAUUAGUGGGGGAUUUUGGAUUUGGGGGAGCACAGAUUAUUAGUGGGGUAUUUGGGGGAGCACAGAUUAUUAAUGGGGGGAUUCUGUGUUAUUAGGGUGUGACUGGUUGUGUUUAUUAUGGGAAGUGAGGUUUGAGUGGCAGUACUGAGUGACUGCUAAACUGCUUCAGUUCAAACAGAUCUCUAUUUGUGCAUAUUUUGGGCGAUAAGCGACCAGUUGUAUAACUCUGUGAUUCGGAGUUCCAUCAGUGGCUCCAAAAAAAAUAAAAAAGAUGGUUUGGGGAGAGUCACUAAAUGUUGACUUUAAUCACAGAAUUAACCAAUAGAAGAUAAAAAAGGAGGAAGUUUAAAAACUCUAUAUUUAUAUAUAUAUCACAUAUUUAAUAAACGUAUAAAUACUGGGUAGAAAAUGCUCCUAUUUAUACUAUUAUUAUUUAUAUAAUGUAUAUAUUAAGGAGUACAAUGUAAAAAUACCAACAUUUCCGAGACUUAACAUAUCUUCACAUUGAGAGGAACUAGAGUGACCCCAAAUGUGUUUUCACGUCUUUAUUUUUAUCAACAUUGUUAUAGGAAAUCUAACUGUGAUUAAAUGUGCAUUUUACUCACACGCUCUUCCCAUACACUCACACUCACUCCAUCCCCAUACACUCACACUCACUCCAUCCCAUUCCCCUACACUCACACUCCUCCAUCCCCAUUCCCCUUACCUCACACUCUCUCCAUCCCAUUCCCCAUACACUCACACUCACUCCAUCCCCAUUCCACAUACACUCACACUCUCUCCAUCCCCAUUCCCCAUACACUCACACUCUCUCCAUCCCCAUUCCCCAUACACUCACACUCUCUCCAUCCCCAUUCCCCAUACACUCACACUCACUCCAUCCCCAUACACUCACACUCACUCCAUCCCCAUACACUCACACUCACUCCAUCCCCAUACACUCACACUCUCUCCACCCCAUACACUCACACUCUCUCCAUCCCCAUUCCCCAUACACUCACACUCUCUCCAUCCCUCAUCCCUCCAACCUCACUCACACUCACUCUCGCUCCCCAUACAUUAACCCCCAUCCCUCCAACCUCACUCACACUCACUCUCGCUCCCCAUACAUUAACCCUCAUCCCUCCAACCUCACUCACACUCACUCUCGCUCCCCAUACAUUAACCCCCAUCCCUCCAACCUCACUCACACUCACUCUCGCUCCCCAUACAUUAACCCCCAUCCCUCCAACCUCACUCACUCUCGCUCCCCAUGUACAGUGCCCCCAUUCCUCCAGCCUCACUCCACCUCACUCUUUCGCUCCCCAUACAUUGUAACCCCCAUCCCUCCAACCUCACUCACACUCACUCCGCUCCCCAUGCAUUAACCCCCAUCCCUCCAACCUCACUCACACUCACUCUCUGCGCUCCCCAUACAUUAACCCCCAUCCCUCCAACCUCACUCACACUCACUCUCGCUCCCCAUACAUUAACCCCCAUCCCUCCAACCUCACUCACACUCACUCUCGCUCCCCAUACAUUAACCCUCAUCCCUCCAACCUCACUCACACUCACUCUCGCUCCCCAUACAUUAACCCCCAUCCCUCCAACCCCACUCAAUCCCCAUCCUCGCACCCUGGUUCCCCUCUCCCCAUUGUUUGAUUACUGUGUGAAUUAGUCUUCCUCCCACAUACACUCUCCCUCCCUCUACCUGUCUGCCUGGGGGAUUCCUUCUACCUGCCAUUCUCUGUGUACACACACACCGGGUGGGGUUGGGGGUUAUUAGAAAGUCAGGUUUAACUGGAAUGGGGAGUGAUGGGGGUAGGCAGCCACUAUGUUUAGAUUAACUCUCGAAGUGCCACUCAGUUCGUACUCACUCUCUAAGCAUCAUGGGGAAUGUAGUUUGUAAGAGCUGGAGUUUCAGUGUUAGCCAGUGUUGUGAUAUUCACUCACUGUACAAUGUGAACCAUUAUCGCUUUAUUCAAUAAACCAACUGCAUUAUAUGGUAAGUAUUGUGUAUCACCUCCUGGAACAUGGUUGGUAAAUCCCUCUGUAUCGGCGAGUUAUUCUCUAAGGGUAAAUAUGGGAAUUAUUUAAUAAAUGAAUGGCGAUAAUAACAGUCCGAUUCCCAAAUUAGCUGGACACCCACAUAAUAGGCAUUUCCGAGCCCAAAGAAUGAUUAAUAAUUAGUGAAUUAAAAGAGGUUGCACACCAGAGACAGAAAUACCAGUGUUGGAUAAACAGAGCGCUUAGCAAAUUCGGCUAUUGUGGUUUAACCCCUUAAGGACCAAACUUCUGGAAUAAAAGGGAAUCAUGACAUGUCACACAUGUCGUGUGUCCUUAAGGGGUUAAUAUGUGCCAUUGUCUUGUCUGUUCCCCGCAGUUCAGAAUUUAGUUGAUAUUUUGGGAGACCCCCAGUGUACACAAUUGUGUGUUUGUAUUCUCUCCCCUCCAGAUAAAUAUACUGGCGGUCUUUGUCACACAGAUUAUUAAGGGUUAAAGCCGGCAGCAUUCUAUUCUGUGGACUGAUGUACAAAGGUUAGCCGAAUGGGGGAAUACAGUCUGAAUGGACAGAUGAAUCUAUUCCAACUAUUGCAGGCAGAGCCGAAUAUAUUGCCCAAUGUUAUGUGUUCAUGAGAUUUCCACGUCUCAAACCGUAUGUUGUAAUAACGGAUGAUGUUCUGUGAAGGUGAAAAUAUUUUUAGUGUUCGCUGUGUAAUUAGCGAGACGUAGACGGGAGGGAGGCUCCGUCAUUUACCCAGAACAAGGACACUCCUGCAAAUCCAAUCUGACCUGAAUCAGGGUUAGUCCUUUGUGAAGGAAUUCCUGCCUCGUCCGGGUCAUUUGGAUGCAAAUUAACGAAGUAUUGCACUUUCUGCUAAUGCCUUUUUUAUUGGACAGACAGAAUAAUUUUGUGUAAAAUUUCCACGUAUAAACCUAUAACCAGCCCUACAUAGAGAAUACCCACCACCCCUGGGCACUAUGAGGUUCUGUACAAAGAAGUCAUUUAUUAUUUUAUUAUUUAUAUAGCGCCAGCAAAUUCCGUAGCGCUGUACAAUGGCAACCAAUGGAAUGUUCUGCUGAUUGCCCCACUUGGUGACAUUCAGUUACCUGGUCGCCCCUUAAUUCCGAGGCUAACAUCUAGGACUUUCAUUUUUGUUAUGAGGUGGGAAUGACCUUUGGUGGAGGAGUUUUGCAAUCCCUGUCAGUUUCAUUUCCUAGAUUAAGAUUAAUGCUAAAAGGUUGCGAGGUGGAGAUUCUGUUUGAGUGUCUGCUGGCAUGGAUUACAGUAAAUUAGGUGCGAUUAUCGGCUCUGUUGUGGUUACAUAUUAAGGAAUACAUACAGGUUUCAGAGAUUAUUCAUUAAACUCAAUAUGUCAUUGUAAAUCAUCCCCAUUCAUCCUUUCUAAUCUCAUCACUUCACAGCCGCAGCUGAACUCAGUGUGGUAGCGCUGAACUCUCCGCAGGGCCUCGGAAGUGGGGAUCAUUGAGUGUUACUGUGUGAGCUCCUGGGCGUGAAUUCCUCCACGAGCUUGUCUCUGGCCUGUCAAUAAGUGUCUGAUUAGAAUGCGGACACCUAGCCCUUCUCACUGGGCAACCCCGGGUACGGUGCCGCAAGGUCCUCGCUCUUAGCAGGAUAAUAACCAGGGCAGAGCUGUACAGCUUUAUAUUACACACAGUAACCCCGGCAUUGCACCCCUUUAUAUUACACACAGUAACCCCGGCAUUGCACCCCUUUAUAUUACACACAGUAACCCCGGCAUUGCACCCCUUUAUAUUACACACAGUAACCCCGAUAUUGUACAGCUUUAUAUUACACACAGUAACCCCGGCAUUGCACCCCUUUAUAUUACACACAGUAACCCCGAUAUUGUACAGCUUUAUAUUACACACAGUAACCCUGGCAUUGCACAGCUUUAUAUUACACACAGUAACCCCGGCAUUGCACAGCUUUAUAUUACACACAGUAACCCCGAUAUUGUACAGUUUUAUAUUACACACAGUAACCCCGAUAUUGUACAGCUUUAUAUUACACACAGUAACCCCGAUAUUGUACAGCUUUAUAUUACACACAGUAACCCCGGCAUUGCACCCCUUUAUAUUACACACAGUAACCCCGAUAUUGUACAGCUUUAUAUUACACACAGUAACCCCGAUAUUGUACAACUUUAUAUUACACACAGUAACCCCGGCAUUGCACCCCUUUAUAUUACACACAGUAACCCCGAUAUUGUACAGCUUUAUAUUACACACAGUAACCCCGAUAUUGUACAGCUUUAUAUUACACACAGUAACAACAUUAUUGCACAGCUUUAUAUUAAGCUACAUUUAUUGUAGUUUAAAGACACAUUACUGGGAGUAUUAUCGCUGUGGGGCUCUGUUAUACACUCAGACACAUUACUGGGAGUAUUAUUGCUGUGGAGCUCUGUUAUACACUCAGACACAUUACUGGGAGUAGUAUUGCUGUGGAGCUCUGUUAUACACUCAGACACAUUACUGGGAGUAGUAUUGCUGUGGAGCUCUGUUAUACACUCAGACACAUUGCUGGGAGUAUUAAUGCUGUGGAGCUCUGUUAUACACUCAGACACAUUACUGGGAGUAUUAUUGUUGUGGAGUUCUGUUAUACACUCAAACACGUUACUGGGAGUAUUAUUGCUGUGGAACUCUGUUAUACACUCAGACACAUUACUGGGAGUAUUAUUGCUGUGGAGCUCUGUUAUACACUCAGACACAUUACUGGGAGUAUUUUUGCUGUGGAGCUCUGUUAUACACUCAGACACAUUACUGGGAGUAUUAUUGCUGUGGAGCUCUGUUAUACACUCAGACACAUUACUGGGAGUAUUAAUACUGUGGGGCUCUGUUAUACACUCAGACACAUUACUGGGAGUAUUAUUACUGUGGAGCUCUGUUAUACUCUCAGACACAUUACUGGGAGUAUUAUUGCUGUGGAGCUCUGUUAUACACUCAGACACAUUACUGGAAGUAUUAUUGCUGUGGAGCUCUGUUAUACACUCAGACACAUUACUGGGAGUAUUAUUGCUGUGGAGCUCUGUUAUACACUCAGACACAUUACUGGGAGUAUUAUUGCUGUGGAGCUCUGUUAUACACUCAGACACAUUACUGGGAGUAUUAUUGCUGGAGCUCUGUUAUGCACAGACACAUUACUGGGAGUAUUAUUGCGUGGAGCUCUGUUACACACAUUCAGACACAUUACUGGGAGUAUUAUUGCCGUGGAGCUCUGUUAUACACUCAGACACAUUACUGGGAGUAUUAUUGCUGUGGAGCUCUGUUAUACACACAGACACAUUACUGGGAAUAUUAUUGCUGUGGAGCUCUGUUAUACACUCAGACACAUUACUGGGAGUAUUAUUACUGUGGAGCUCUGUUAUACACUCAGACACAUUACUGGGAGUAUUAUUGCUGUGGAGCUCUGUUAUACACUCAGACACAUUACUGGGAGUAUUAUUACCGUGGGAGCUCUGUUAUACACUCAGACACAUUACUGGGAGUAUUAUUGCUGUGGAGCUCUGUUAUACACUCAGACACAUUACUGGGAGUAUUAUUGCUGUGGAGCUCUGUUAUACACUCAGACACAUUACUGGGAGUAUUAUUGCUGUGGAGCUCUGUUAUACACUCAGACACAUUACUGGGAGUAUUAUUACUGUGGAGCUCUGUUAUACACUCAGACACAUUACUGGGAGUAUUAUUGCUGUGGAGCUCUGUUAUACACUCAGACACAUUACUGGGAGUAUUAUUGCUGUGGAGCUCUGUUAUACACUCAGACACAUUACUGGGAGUAUUAUUGCUGUGGAGCUCUGUUAUACACUCAGACACAUUACUGGGAGUAUUAUUACUGUGGAGCUCUGUUAUACACACACACACAUUACUGGGGGUAUUAUUGCUGUGGGGCUCUGUUAUACACUCAGGCACAUUACCGGGAGUAUUAUUACUGUGGAGCUCUGUUAUGCACUUAGACACAUUACUGGGAGUAUUAUUGCUGUGGAGCUCUGUUAUACACUCAGACACAUUACUGGGAGUAUUAUUGCUGUGGAGCUCUGUUAUACACUCAGACACAUUACUGGGAGUAUUAUUGCUGUGGAGCUCUGUUAUACACUCAGACACAUUACUGGGAGUAUUAUUGCUGUGGAGCUCUGUUAUACACUCAGACACAUUACUGGGAGUAUUAUUGCUGUGGAGCUCUGUUAUACACUCAGACACAUUACUGGGAGUAUUAUUGCUGUGGAGCUCUGUUAUACACUCAGACACAUUACUGGGAGUAUUAUUGCUGUGGAGCUCUGUUAUACACUCAGACACAUUACUGGCAGUAUUAUUGCUGUGGAGCUUUAUUGUACUCUCAGACACAACAACAAUACAGAGCUCCUAGAAAAGAAGUGCAGUAGGAUAUAAAAGAUGGACAGAGGGAUUUGAGCCCAAAAUAGAGACGGUCAUUCCUCAAUAGGGACACUUGGGAGGAAUGCAGCAAGCUAGCCUGAUUGAUCACCUCCCAGUGCUGUGCUCGAUGCACAUAGCCACAUUUUAUCUUGCUGUGCUGGGUACUGGGGUGCUCCGGGUACUAGGGUGCUCUGGGUAUUAGGGUGCUCCUUGUACUAGGGUGCUCUGGGUGCCGGGGUGCUCUCGGUACUAGGGUGCUCCUGGUGCUGGGGUGCUUUGGGUACUAGGGUGCUCCUGGUGCUGGGGUGCUCCGUGUACUGGGGUGCUCCAGGUGCUGGGGUUCUCCGUGUCCUAGGGUGCUCCAUGUACUAGGGUGCUGGGGUUCUCCAUGUCCUAGGGUGCUCCGUGUACUAGGGUGCUGGGGUGCUCUGGGUACUGGGGUGCACCUGGUGCUGGGGUGCUCCGGGUGCUGGGGUUCUCCGUGUCCUAGGGUGCUCCGUGUACUAGGGUGCUGGGGUGCUCUGGGUACUGGGGUGCACCUGGUGCUGGGGUUCUCCGUGUCCUAGGGUGCUCAAUGCACUAGGGUGCUGGGAUGCUCCGGGUGCUGGGGUGCUCUGGGUGCUGGGGUUCUCCGUGUCCUAGGGUGCUCCCUAUGCUGGGGUGCUCUGGAUGCUGGGGUGCUCUGGGUACUAGGGUGCUCCUGGUGCUGGGGUGCUCCGGGUAAUUGGAUGCUCUUGGUGCACUGGGUGCUAGGUCACAUAUUUACUGAGCACUCAGUUCGGUUUGUUUUUCUAGUGAAUAAAGACAUCGGACAGUGACCUCCAGGCCGUCAGAUAAAGCCGCUUUCGGUUUCAGGGGUUCAACAUUUUAAAGAUAACAAUGAGGUCAGCUCAAUCGGUGGAAUUUAUUCACUAAACACUAAAUCAGAAAUCUCAUCUCAAAAUUUUACGCUGAAAUAGUCCAGAAUUGACAAUAGCAGAGCUGGGGCUAUUUUAGACUUAAGUUUCAGGUCACUACAAUUCGCUGUUGAGUGCACAAGCUGCUGAGAGUGACUAUUCCCGCAGGUGACGGGCAUGGCACAGACAGUAGCAGUGGCAAAGUCUCUGUGCCCCAGACUGCCAAUGUCGGGAAAGACAGCCGUGUAUUCAUGUAUGGCCGCUGUAUGGAAAUUUCUGGGUACACUCAGAAGCAUCAUACUCCUGUUUUCUUGGUUCCCCCAUUUCUGCUUCAAAAUCCCAUAUUAGUCUGUGAAAUGGUUUUGAUUGAGUUAUGAAAUAUCUAAUUUGUUGUCAUGGGAUGAUGGGUGUUGUAGUCAGAUGAUGUACAAAGCCAACUAACAGUAGGAUGCUGGGUGGGGCAUUGCCAGCGUUGGGCACAGAGUCUCCUCUACCAGUUGACAUUCCAGAGUGUCCACUAGGCAUUGGGUGUCUACAAUUCCCUGUUACACCCACAGCAGACCUACCUUAUUAUACGACAGACUGCCAUACUAUACUAUACAGAGACUGCUAACUAUACAGAGAGAGACUGCCGUACUAUACAGAGAGCACAGAGACUGCCGUACUAUACAGAGCCUAUACAGAGACUGCCGUACUAUACAGAGAGCACAGAGACUGCUGUACUAUACAGAGACUGCCGUGCUAUACGGAGACUGCCGUACUGUACAGAGAGCACAGAGACUGCCGUACUGUACAGAGACUGCCAUACUAUACAGAGGCUGCCGUACUAUACAGAGAGCACAGAGCCUGCCGUACUAUACAGAGACUGCUAAUUAUACAUAGACUGCCGCACUAUACAAAGACUGCCGUACUGUACAGACUGCUAACUAUACAGAGAGCACAGAGACUGCCGUACUAUACAGAGACUGCCGUACUAUGCAGAGAGCACAGAGACUGCCGUACUAUACAGAGACUGCUAAUUAUACAAAGACUGCCGUACUGUACAGAGACUGCUAACUAUACAGAGAGCACAGAGAUUGCCGUACUAUACAGAGAUUGCCGUACUAUGCAGAGACUGCUGUACUAUGCAGAGAGCACAGAGACUGACGUACUAUACAGAGACUGCUAAUUAUACAAAGACUGCCGUACUAUACAAAGACUGCCGUACUGUACAGAGACUGCUAACUAUACAGAGAGCACAGAGAUUGCCGUACUAUACAGAGAUUGCCGUACUAUGCAGAGACUGCUGUACUAUGCAGAGAGCACAGAGACUGACGUACUAUACAGAGACUGCUAAUUAUACAAAGACUGCCGUACUAUACAAAGACUGCCGUACUGUACAGAGACUGCUAACUAUACAGAGAGCACAGAGAUUGCCGUACUAUACAGAGAUUGCCGUACUAUACAGAGACUGCCGUACUAUACAGAGAGCACAGAGACUGCCGUACUAUACAGAGACUGCCGUACUAUACAGAGAGCACAGAGACUGCCGUACUAUACAGAGACUGCCGUACUAUAGAGAGCACAGAGACUGCCAUACUAUACAGAGGGCACAGAGACUGCCGUACUAUACAGAGACUGCCAUACUAUACAGAGACUGCUAAUUAUACAUAGACUGCCGUACUAUACAAAGACUGCCGUACUAUACAAAGACUGCCGUACUGUACAGACUGCUAACUAUACAGAGAGCACAGAGACUGCCGUACUAUGCAGAGAGCACAGAGAUUGCCGUACUAUACGUAGACUACCGUACUAUACAGAGACUGCCGUACUAUACAGAGAGCACAGAGACUGCCGUACUAUACAGAGACUGCCAUACUAUACAGAGGGCACAGAGAAUAACUUAGGUCGGGAUUGUAUAUUGGAUUUAGUAGUGGGGUACAGGAUAUCCAUCCUAUGGAUCACCAAGUAUGUGUGUAUUUACAUGUUUAUGAAAGACACAGAAGGGGGUAAACGAGAUUAAGAGAGACACAGAGGGGGGUAAACAGGAUUAGGAGAGACACAGAAGCGGGUGUGGGAUUAGGAGAGACACAGAAGCGGGUGUGGGAUUAGGAGAGGCACAGAAUGGGGUAUGCGGGAUUAGGAGAGGCACAGAAUGGGGUAUGCGGGAUUAGGAGAGGCACAGAAGGGGGUAUGCGGGAUUAGGAGAGGCACAGAAGGGGGUAUGUGGGAUUAGGAGAGACACAGAAGGGGGUAUGCGGGAUUAGGAGAGACACAGAAGGGGGUAUGCGGGAUUAGGAGAGACACAGAAGGGGGUAUGCGGGAUUAGGAGAGACACAGAAGGGGGUAAGCGGGAUUAGGAGAGACACAGAAGGGGGUAUGCGGGAUUAGGAGAGGCACAGAAGGGGGUAUGCGGGAUUAGGAGAGACAUAGAAGGGGGUAUGCGGGAUUAGGAGAGAUACAGGAGGGGAUAAACAGGAUUAGGAUAGACACAGUAGGGGUAAACGGGAUUAGGAGAGACAGAAGGGGUAAACGGGAUUAGGAGAAACACAAAAGGGGGUAAACGAGAUUAGGAGAGACAGAAGGGGUAAGCGGGAUUAUAAAAGACACAGAAGGGGGUAAUCAGGAUUAGGAGAGACAAAGAAGGGGGUAAGCAGGAUUAGGAGAGACACAGAAGGGGGUAAACGGGAUUAGGAGAGACAGAAAGCGGGAUUAGGAGAGACACAGAAGGGGGUAAGUGAGAUUAGGAGAGACACAGAAGGGGGUAAGUGAGAUUAGGAGAGACACAGAAGGGGGUAAACGGGAUUAGGAGAGACCGAAGGUGUAAACAGGAUUAGGAGAGACACAGGAGGGGGUAAGUGAGAUUAGGAGAGACACAGGAGGGGGUAAACGGGAUUAGGAAAGACAAAGAAGGGGGUAAAUGGGAUUAGGAGAGAAAGAAGGGGGUAAGUGGGAUUAGGAGAGACAGAAGGGUAAUGCUUUGAGAUUUAUUUAAAAGUAAUGGUAACGUGUAAACAUGAUAACAGUCCAUAUAUUUAUAUAAGAUUUCAGAAUGCGAGGCACAAACCGUGAUUCACACUUAUAUUAUUAUAAAAUGCAGCUCAGAAACAUUACAUAAAAUAUUACCAUUCAGUUUUUAUGUUCUACAAAAUAUCACAUGCACUUUGCUCCAUACUGGCACAUACUGAUCUUGUGGGCUUACAUUCAAACGGUAGGUGCAGGCGAUAGACAUGUGGUGAGAUGGCUGCGUGAUAGGUGUCUAUGUGAGACCUAGAGAGACAGCUAUAAUACAAACACCUAACACAUGGCAGAGAGACACAACUAUCACGUAGACAGUUACCAGGCAGCUGAGAUACGGAGUUAUUAAUGUCAAGCCGGAGAUUGGCUGAGAAUAGGAUCCAUAUAUUCCUGCCCCAAACACUCAAAUUCACACGUGUCCCCUGCCUGUCGGAUGGACCAGAACUACGUCAUAACAUGUAAUUAGAUAUUAGGAUAGACAGCACCUCCCAUAUUGUAUGAUGGCAUUCCAUGUAUUACAUAUUCGGAUUAUCAUCAACUACUGACAUUAUUAUAAAAUAUCUCACCGCCAGCCGUGUGUAACCGAUUGCGGUUAUUAGUAUCACUGCUUGCCUGAGCCUGUCUCCACAACACCACUACACUCUGUGCCCGAGCCUGUCUCCACAACACCACUACCCUCAGUGCCCGAGCCUGUCUCCACAACACCACUACACUCGGUGCCUGAGCCUGUCUCCACAACACCACUACACUCUGUGCCUGUCUCCACAACACCACUACACUCUGUGCCUGAGCCUGUCUCCACAACACCACUACACUCGGUGCCUGAGCCUGUCUCCACAACACCACUACACUCGGUGCCUGAGCCUGUCUCCACAACACCACUACACUCGGUGCCCGAGCCUGUCUCCACAACACCACUACACUCGGUGCCUGAGCCUGUCUCCACAACACCCCUACACUCUGUGCCUGAGCCUGUCUCCACAACACCACUACACUCUGUGCCUGAGCCUGUCUCCACAACACCACUACACUCUGUGCCUGAGCCUGUCUCCACAACACCCCUACACACUGUGCCUGAGCCUGUCUCCACAACACCCCUACACUCUGUGCCUGAGCCUGUCUCCACAACACUCUUCUACACACUGUGCCUGAGCCUGUCUCCACAACACCCCUACACUCUGUGCCUUCCGAGCCUACAACACCACUCACACUUCACGCCCUAGGGACCUCGCCUAUAGAGUUUAUAAAUCGGUUUAUACCGGGCGCUUAUAUGCGGAGCGCCCGCCUGAGUUUAUAAAUCUGUUUUAUACCGGGCGCUUAUAUGCGGGGAGCUCCGGCUUCUGCGAGCUAUAAAUCGGUUUAUACCGGGCGCUAUAUGCGGAGAGCUCCGUCUAUAGAGUUUAUAAAUCUAUUUAUACCGGGCGCUAUAUGCGGGAAGCUCCGUCUAUAGAGUUUAUAAAUCGGUUUAUACCGGGCGCUAUAUGCGGGGAGCUCCGUCUAUAGAGUUUAUAAAUCGGUUUAUACCGGGCGCUAUAUGCGGAGCGCUCCGUCUAUAGAGUUUAUAAAUCGGUUUAUACCGGGCGCUAUAUGCGGGGAGCUCCGUCUAUAGAGUUUAUAAAUCGGUUUAAACCGGGCGCUAUAUGCGGAGCGCUCCGUCUAUAGAGUUUAUAAAUCGGUUUAUACCGGGCGCUAUAUGCGGGAAGCUCCGUCUAUAGAGUUUAUAAAUCGGUUUAAACCGGGCGCUAUAUGCGGGAAGCUCCGUCUAUAGAGUUUAUAAAUCGGUUUAUACCGGGCGCUAUAUGCGGGAAGCUCCGUCUAUAGAGUUUAUAAAUCUAUUUAUACCGGGCGCUAUAUGCGGGAAGCUCCGUCUAUAGAGUUUAUAAAUCGGUUUAUACCGGGCGCUAUAUGCGGGGAGCUCCGUCUAUAGAGUUUAUAAAUCUAUUUAUACCGGGCGCUAUAUGCGGGAAGCUCCGUCUAUAGAGUUUAUAAAUCGGUUUAUACCGGGCGCUAUAUGCGGGGAGCUCCGUCUAUAGAGUUUAUAAAUCGGUUUAUACCGGGCGCUAUAUGCGGAGCGCUCCGUCUAUAGAGUUUAUAAAUCGGUUUAUACCGGGCGCUAUAUGCGGGGAGCUCCGUCUAUAGAGUUUAUAAAUCGGUUUAUACCGGGCGCUAUAUGCGGGAAGCUCCGUCUAUAGAGUUUAUAAAUCGGUUUAUACCGGGCGCUAUAUGCGGAGCGCUCCGUCUAUAGAGUUUAUAAAUCGGUUUAUACCGGGCGCUAUAUGCGGGGAGCUCCGUCUAUAGAGUUUAUAAAUCGGUUUAUACCGGGCGCUAUAUGCGGGGAGCUCCGUCUAUAGAGUUUAUAAAUCGGUUUAUACCGGGCGCUAUAUGCGGGAAGCUCCGUCUAUAGAGUUUAUAAAUCGGUUUAUACCGGGCGCUAUAUGCGGAGCGCUCCGUCUAUAGAGUUUAUAAAUCGGUUUAUACCGGGCGCUAUAUGCGGAGCGCUCCGUCUAUAGAGUUUAUAAAUCGGUUUAUACCGGGCGCUAUAUGCGGGGAGCUCCGUCUAUAGAGUUUAUAAAUCGGUUUAUACCGGGCGCUAUAUGCGGGAAGCUCCGUCUAUAAAUCUAUUUAUACUGGGUGAUUUAAAGCUUUUCUGCUUUAUAAUUCACUGUGAAAUUUUUGAGGAAGAGGCUGUUAAAUUCUUAAAACUAUGUGCAGGGUGGGAGUGAGGAGUGUCGUGAAACAGGGCGGGAGUCUCAGCGCAGUGAUACAUUCCAGGCAAAGGCUAGACAAUGCCAGCAGGUUAUGGGUGAAACUUUGGGAUGUUUUAGAAGUCGACGUUCUUAGUGAAAGUUUUCUUUACACAUUUAAUGGAGGUUGCUGCCAUUUAUAGUCAAACUAACUGGGUAACGAGGUAAUGGGCCCCAUCUAUAGUGUAGUAUUCUGUCCCCAGUGUGUUGCAUACAGGGUCUGCUUGCUUAUCCUGUUGAUUAAAUCAUAACUGGUGAGUUUUGUUUUGUUUGACGUUGUGCUCAGUAAGUGAAUUCCCUGGAAUAGCUGAUAUAUCAGUUCGGGACCCUGAUCGCAUCACACCCAGGGGCCGGUCCCGGAGAGUAUUUGCACUCACAGGUCCCAGCUUGCUCCAUCCGUUACCGAAAUAUAUCAUUGGCAUAGCUGAGCAGGGUGAGGCGUCUCAGAGGGAGAUGACGGUGAUUACCUAAUUCCCACUGACAAUCUACUAUUGAUAUAUCUGGGCAGCGAUGACGUACUGCACUGUUCAUGGAAUUAAUUAACCCACUCCAUGUCAUUAUUUGCCUUUGGGUACGAGAGUGGAAUAUGACAGCGCUGUAUAAAGAUACUUCCUCGAUUACACCAUUACUGGGCACAGCAGCGAUUGCGCCGCUGUGUAUUGUACGGGGCGCAGCAACCAUAAACCAAGCAACCGAUAAAACAAUGUAAAAACAAAAUUCUCAAAUAACUGGCUGCAACGGUGGGUUAGAAGGGAUGGAAAUAAGCGUUAUAUCUUCAGAGAAUUCAUCUGAUUAGAGCUGGGUUCUAGCAGGUUGCUUUCUGCCCUCAAACCUGCUGUUAGUUCAAUACAGAUAGAUAUUUACCAGCAGCACCUCGCAGCAGCAGUUUGGGAAAAAGGAUCCAAUCACUGACACUGUUACCAUUCAUAUCAAUACAGUAUUUGUCAAAACAUCGCACGUCUUGUCUGAUGGACAAAAAACAUCAUUUACAGAUUGAUAAUUCAGAGAGGUGAGAAAUGUCUAUCUGUAGGGCGAGCAAUAUUUAGGGGCCAACUGCAUUCAACCGUUUUGGAAAAUGACCCUAUGGGCCGUAGGGUCCGGCAAACUGUGUAACACAGAGUGUGUAGUAGAACAUGCCUUUUAUUCUACCUGCAUGUCUCUUGUUUUUUGCAUUUCCGUAUGUGUGCUUGUCUAUGUUUCAAUAUGUCUCUGUUUGUCUGUUUUUUUUUUUGUGUGUGUUUUCCUGUGUUUCUGUGUGUCUGUGUUUUUUUAUGUGUUUGCAUCUUUCUAUGUAUUUUUAUAUGUCUGUGUUUUUCUAUAUGUUUCUAUGUGUGUCUGAUUAUUUUUUUUUUGUGUUCUCUGUUUUUUUUUACAUCUUUAAAUUGUAAUUUUAAAAUUUAGACUAAACUAGCCAAUCUCUGACAAUAGUUGAGUUGAUUUUCUUUUCCAACUCAGUGUUUAGUGAGUAAACCUCUUUGUGUGUCUAAUGUGCUUUUCUGUGUGUGUGUGUGUGUGUGUGUGCGUGUGCGUGUGCGUGUGCGUGUGCGUGUGUGUGUGGCUGUUUAUCCCCUUCUUGACCAUCAAAAUGGGGGCCCACAAUUAGUACCCUGCCUAUGGCCUGUUAAGAGAUAAUCUGGAUCUGGACUUAACCAGUAGUCUUCUUCCGACCCUUCUCACCACUCCUUCAGCGUCUCUUUCUCUGGUUCCUCUUCUCCUCCUAUACCUCUUUCUGUUUGAGUUUCUCAGAGCUUUGUAUUGCGACGUCUUCUCAAUUUAGACGGUCUCUCUUGGUGACCUGAUAGCUUCCUAUGGCUUUCAGGAUCACCUAUUUGCUGACGAUACCCACAUCUACCUGUCCACACUCGAUCUCUCCUGACUAUUCUCUGAUUCGGACUCGAUGACUUCUUGAUUCCAAAAACUCAUCCUCUCCAAGACCGAACUAUUUGUCUUUCCUCCUUCUAAUGCUGCGUCUGUCAGUAUGACAUAUUACUCUGACAGGACACCAGGAUGGUAGUAGUGAGCAGGGGCCUGUAGUGGUUGUGGUGUUUGGUGUGUUUCUUUAAAAAAUAUUCACCUUACAUUAUAUAAAAAUAAUAACAGAGAAAGUACUCCCAGGUGAAGGCUCUAAACAAACAAAUAGCUGUACAGUCUGUCUCUGGCUUCCUAAUCCAUUUAGAAUACGGUUUAAAAUUCUCGUGCUUACUUACAAAGUUCACUUUAACCGACCCCAGCCCACAUCUCCUCACUCAUUACGAGAUAUGCUAACCCGGCCUGGUCGCUCCACCAACAACCUGUUACUGUCCCGUUUCCACAUCCACACCCCAGACUAUCGCCAGCAGGACUUAUCUAUGGAUUUAUAUAGUGUAUAAACAGAGCGAGCCCUGCUUCUAUCUAUCUAUGGAUUUAUAUAGUGUAUAAACAGAGCGAGUCCUGCUAUCUAUCUAUGGAUUUAUAUAGUGUAUAAACAGAGCGAGCCCUGCUUCUAUCUAUGGAUUUAUAUAGUGUAUAAACAGAGCGAGCCCUGCUUCUAUCUAUCUAUGGAUUUAUAUAGUGUAUAAACAGAGCGAGCCCUGCUUCUAUCUAUCUAUGGAUUUAUAUAGUGUAUAAACAGAGCGAGCCCUGCUUCUAUCUAUCUAUGGAUUUAUAUAGUGUAUAAACAGAGCGAGCCCUGCUUCUAUCUAUGGAUUUAUAUAGUGUAUAAACAGAGCGAGCCCUGCUUCUAUAUCUAUGGAUUUAUAUAGUGUAUAAACAGAGCGAGCCCUGCUUCUAUCUAUGGAUUUAUAUAGUGUAUAAACAGAGCGAGCCCUGCUUCUAUCUAUGGAUUUAUAUAGUGUAUAAACAGAGCGAGUCCUGCUUCUAUCUAUAUAUGGAUUUAUAUAGUGUGUAAAACAGAGCUGCUCCUGCUUCUAUCUAUCUAUGGAUUUAUAUAGUGUAUAAACAGAGUUUGUGCCCUCGUUUCUAUCUAUAUCUAUGAUUUAUAUAGUGUAUAAACAGAGUUUAGCCCUCGUUUAUCUAUCAUCUAUGGAUUGUAUAUAGUGUAUAAAACAGAGCUUAGCCCGCUUCUAUCUAUCUAUGGAUUUAUAUAGUGUAUAAACAGAGCGAGCCCUGCUUCUAUCUAUCUAUGGAUUUAUAUAGUGUAUAAACAGAGCGAGCCCUGUUUCUAUCUAUCUAUGGAUUUAUAUAGUGUAUAAACAGAGCGAGCCCUGUUUCUAUCUAUCUAUGGAUUUAUAUAGUGUAUAAACAGAGCGAGCCCUGCUUCUCUCUAUCUAUGGAUUUAUAUAGUGUAUACACAGAGCGAGCCCUGCUUCUAUCUAUCUAUGGAUUUAUAUAGUGUAUAAACAGAGCGAGCCCUGCUUCUAUCUAUCUAUGGAUUUAUAUAGUGUAUAAACAGAGCGAGCCCUGCUUCUAUCUAUCCAUUGAUUUAUAUAGUGUAUAAACAGAGCGAGCCCUGCUUCUAUCUAUGGAUUUAUAUAUAGUGUAUAAACAGAGCGAGCCCUGCUUCUAUCUAUGGAUUUAUAUAUAGUGUAUAAACAGAGCGAGCCCUGCUUCUAUCUAUCUAUCUAUGGAUUUAUAUAGUGUAUAAACAGAGCGAAAUGUGUUUCUAUCUAUCAUCCAUUGAUUUAUAUAGUGUAUAACAGAAAUGAGCCCUGCUUCUAUCUAUAUGGAUUUAUAUAUAGUGGCAAACAGAGCGAAAGUCCUGCUUCUAUCUAUCUGCUAUGGAUUUAUAUAGUGUAUAAACAGAGCGUAGUCCUUGCUUCUAUCUAUCUAUGGAUUUAUAUAGUGUAUAAACAGAGCGAGCCCUGUUUCUAUCUAUCUAUGGAUUUAUAUAGUGUAUAAACAGAGCGAGCCCUGCUUCUAUCUAUCUAUGGAUUUAUAUAGUGUAUAAACAGAGCGAGCCCUGCUUCUAUCUAUCUAUGGAUUUAUAUAGUGUAUAAACAGAGCGAGCUCUGCUUCCAUCUAUCUAUGGAUUUAUAUAGUGUAUAAACAGAGCGAGUCCUGCUUCUAUCUAUCUAUGGAUUUAUAUAGUGUAUAAACAGAGCGAGUCCUGCUUCUAUCUAUCCAUGGCUUUAUAUAGUGUAUAAACAGAGCGAGCCCUGCUUCUAUCUAUGGAUUUAUAUAGUGUAUAAACAGAGCGAGCCCUGCUUCUAUCUAUCUAUAUGGAUUUAUAUAGUGUAUAAACAGAGCGAGCCCUGCUUCUAUCUAUCUAUGGAUUUAUAUAGUGUAUAAACAGAGCGAGCCCUGCUUCUAUCUAUCUAUGGAUUUAUAUAGUGUAUAAACAGAGCUAGUCCUGCUUCUAUCUAUCUAUGGAUUUAUAUAGUGUAUAAACAAAGCGAGCCCUGCUUCUAUCUAUGGAUUUAUAUAGUGUAUAAACAAAGCGAGCCCUGCUUCUAUCUAUGGAUUUAUAUAGUAAACAGAGCCAGCCCCGCCUCCCCAUCUAUCUAUGGAGCUCUAUAUAGUGUAUAAACAGAGCUUGAAAGCCCCAAGCUCUCUAUCUAUCUAUGGAUUUAUAGUGUAUAAAACAGAGCUUGAAAUCCUGCUUCUAUCUAUCAUCUAUGGAUUUAUAUAGUGUAUAAACAGAGUCAAGUCCUGCCAUCUAUCUAUGGAUUUAAGUGUAUAUAGUGCAUAAACAGAGCGAGUCCUGCUUCUAUCUAUGGAUUUAUAUAGUGUAUAAACAGUGCGAGCCCUGCUUCUAUCUAUCUAUGGAUUUAUAUAGUGUAUAAACAGAGCGAGCCCUGCUUCUAUCUAUCUAUGGAUUUAUAUAGUGUAUAAACAGAGCGAGCCCUGCUUCUAUCUAUCUAUGGAUUUAUAUAGUGUAUAAACAGAGCGAGCCCUGCUUCUAUCUAUCUAUGGAUUUAUAUAGUGUAUAAACAGAGCGAGUCCUGCUUCUAUCUAUGGAUUUAUAUAGUGUAUAAACAGAGCGAGCCCUGCUUCUAUCUAUCUAUGGAUUUAUAUAGUGUAUAAACAGAGCGAGCCCUGCUUCUAUCUAUCUAUGGAUUUAUAUAGUGUAUAAACAGAGCGAGCCCUGAUUCUAUCUAUCUAUGGAUUUAUAUAGUGUAUAAACAGAGCGAGCCCUGCUUCUAUCUAUGGAUUUAUAUAGUGUAUAAACAGAGCGAGUCCUGCUUCUAUCUAUGGAUUUAUAUAGUGUAUAAACAGUGCGAGCCCUGCUUCUAUCUAUGGAUUUAUAUAGUGUAUAAACAGAGCGAGCCCUGCUUCUAUCUAUCUAUGGAUUUAUAUAGUGUAUAAACAGAGCGAGCCCUGCUUCUAUCUAUCUAUGGAUUUAUAUAGUGUAUAAACAGAGCGAGCCCUGCUUCUAUCUAUCUAUGGAUUUAUAUAGUGUAUAAACAGGGCGAGCCCUGCUUCUAUCUAACUAUGGAUUUAUAUUGUGUAUAAACAGAGCGAGUCCUGCUUCUAUCUAACUAUGGAUUUAUAUAGUGUAUAAACAGAGCGAGCCCUGCUUCUAUCUAUCUAUGGAUUUAUAUAGUGUAUAAACAGAGCGAGCCCUGCUUCUAUCUAUCUAUGGAUUUAUAUAGUGUAUAAACAGAGCGAGCUCUGCUUCUAUCUAUAGAUUUAUAUAGUGUAUAAACAGAGCGAGCUCUGCUUCUAUCUAUGGAUUUAUAUAAUGUAUAAACAGAGAAAUAAAAAUACACACAGAUAGGCAUUAUUAUAUGUAAUAUUUUAUAUGCAAUGAUAAUACGGAAUGGUGGCAGUUUCUCAUUAAGACAAUCCCGUCCUAUUAGGAAGUAUAGCUGAGGAGUUGUGAGAAGAGGAGCUCAGUGAAGGGGUUAUGGUGUUUGUAGUCUGAAUGUUAAUGCAAAUAACGAAUAUAAAUGAAUGUGCCUCCCAAGUCCUCCUCUGAGCUUCUCUUCUGGGAUGUCCCCUCCACCUCCAGUAAGGGAGACUAACUUUACUGAAGGCAGCGUGGUGUUAGAGCUACGUUUUUGCUUUAUGUCUUUAUUGUUUUUUCUAUGGCAGGGUGGGGCCAUGCCAGCAAAGGUUACGUCAACCAAAAAGAUUAUUUUUUUUCUAAAACACAGGUUUUUUUGGUAGGAGUAACCCUUUAAUAUAAAAGGGUCAAACCGCACUUGCUAAUGGAGGGUUCUUAUGUUCUAAUAAGCUGUGCAGGUAGUCCUCGUUCGGUUACCGAAGGGCAUUCCUUCACACGAUUUGACCCUUUUAUAUCACUAUUGGUUGUUUUCAUACUCCUUUUAUGCCACAUCUGCAUCACUGAGCUGCUACUUCCCACGUUACGACUUCCAUACUGUGCAUCUGGAUCCUGACACUUCAUGGAAAAUAUCCACAGGCGGGGAUCAUACCGCCUAUGCACUAACAUUUGGAGCUGAUCAGAAGCUCCAAAAAACUAAGUGCAUUUCUAUAUUUUCUUCACCAAGUAGAAGUACCUACUACACUAUAUUGUGUCUCCUGCUCUCCUACAUGCACUGAGCACCAUCUGGAUCAGAAGACACUCACAAGGCGCUGCAACCCUCUUUCUUCAUCUAGCAAUGUAAACACUGCCUGUUCUAAAAAAGCAGUGUUUACAUUGAGAAGCGUGCAGGGACAGCAUUUAGACACCAGAACAACUGCAUUAAGCAGUUCUAGUAGUUCUAGUGACAAUAGUGUCCCUUUAAUAAUUUUAUUUUUUCAGUUUAGUAAAAGAAACUGGCUCCGGAAUUUCAAACAAAUUUGUCAAGCCCUGUAUUAUUAUGUUGCUGAGAGUUCUUGACGUGGAGCAAUCAGCAGAGACAUUCCAUUAGUGUUAUGGUGACUGCUACACUUUGUAUUAUUUAGAAUAUACUCCCAUUGCUACCACAUUCAGAUGUAACAGUGAUUUUCUCUUCUGUUUGCAGGAUUUGUUAAUCCAUUGAUGAAGAAGAGAGCUGACCAAACCAGCAUAUCAACUGAACAUCUAUUCUUCUCCGCCCACCCAUCAAAUAACCAAGACCAUGGAGCACCACCGCCAUCACGAAGACAAAAACAAAGAUGUGCACAAAACGAACACAAUGGAAUCAAACGUUUUCCAAACCCAUGAAACCUCACAUGGAAUUGCAUCUGGAAACCAUCACAUGGCUUUACCAGGAAUUGCAUCUGGAAACCAUCACAUGGCUUUACCUGGAAUUGCAUCUGGGAAUCAUCAUGAAAACGUGCACGGAAUCACAUUUGGGAGCCAUCAUGAGACCUCACAGGUUAUCAAACUCAGCAGCCACCAUGAAUCCAAACAGGUCAUCAGAACCAGUAGCCACCAUGAGACUUCGCAUGUUCAACAUUCUUCCAGCCACCAGUCCUCACAUGGAUUCAGAUCUGAAACCCACCAUGACUCCACAAAAGGUAUCGAAUGUGGAAUCCAUGCUGAGUCCUCACAAAUUGUUCAAGGUAUCGAAUGUGGAAUCCAUGCUGAUUCCUCACAAAUUGUUCAAGGUAUCGAAUGUGGAAUCCAUGCUCAGUCCUCACCCAUUGUCCAAGCUAACAAAGUCUUGUCUAGUAUUGCUGGAUUUUUAGUGGAGCACACAAAGGAAAAAAUUGGCAUCUAUCAAGCUCUGCUCAAGAAGCUGGUGUCAGAAGAAGUGGCCUGCGCACUGCUGGAAGCCCAAGCGGCCACUGGUAAUAUCAUUGACCUAUUGACAAAUGAAAAAGUUUCUGUUGAAGCAGCAAUUCAGCAUGGAAUUGUUGGUCCUGAGUUCCAAGAAAAACUAAUCUCUGCAGGCAAAGCAGUAACUGGCUAUGCACUAAAAAAUGAGACUCUGUCUCUUUUCCAGGCAUUCAAGAAGGGUCUCAUUGGUAAAAAUUAUGCAAUUCGCUUCUUGGAAGCUCAAAUAGCAACCGGGGGUAUUAUUGACCAUGCAAGUGGUAACCGGGUGCAUUUGCAAGAGGCCACCAAGCUGAACAAAAUAGAUGAAGAUAUGCUCACAAUUCUCUCAGGAAAAAGUGAAUCUGCCAAGUGCUACCUUGACCCUAACACAGCAGAGGCCUCAACGUAUCAAGAUUUAUUGGCUGGUUGCAUCACAGAUCAAGACACUGGAUUACCACUGCUUCCUCUAGAAAACAGAUUUCAGGGAUUGAGGAAGCAGAUAACAGCAGCACAACUGUUCAAAGCCAAAAUUAUAAAUCAAGCUCUAUACAAUGAUAUCAAACAAGGGAAGCAGACCUUAGAGAUGGUGGGUGAACUGCAAGAAGUCAAACCAUAUCUGUGCAGCUUGGGUAUUAUCGGUGGGAUUUAUAUAGAAUGCACCAAGGAGAAGCUAAGUCUCUAUGAAGCAAUGAAAAAAAAUCUUCUUGGGUCAGAUUUAGUUGUUUCCCUCCUGGAAGCUCAAGCUGCUUCUGGUUUUAUCACAGACCCCAUAAGAAAUAAAACUUUCUCUGUCACAGAAGCCAUUCAGGAAGGACUGGUAGGACUGGAACUCAAAGAGAAGUUACUGAAAGCUGAACGAGCAGUUACUGGGUUCAAUGACCCCUACACUGGAAGGCUGAUCCCCCUCUUUGAAGCUAUGAAUAAAGAGCUUAUUGACAAGAGUCAAGGUACAAAGUUUCUUGAAGUUCAGUUGGCUACCGGAGGCAUAAUUGAUCCAAUACACAGUUUCCAUGUUCCAGUGGAGGUUGCUUAUUCUCGAGGUUUGUUUGAUGAGGAGAUGGCUCAACUAAUAUCUGACACGGUGAAGAAUCCAAAGGGGUUUGUGGAUCCAAACACAAAUGACAGAGUCAGUUAUCAGGAUCUCAGGACAAGAUGCACCAUUGAUGCCGAUACAAAUCUCUACCUGCUCCCUUUAAAAGUCACUUUCCAAGGCCUAAGGGGUUCAGCUACAGGUAAAGACUUGCUCGAGUCAUUAAUCAUUGAUAAGGAAACUUAUGAAAACUUACAACAGGGAAAGAUUUCAGCACAUGACGUCGCUCAACAGGAGACGUUGAAAGGGUACCUACAUGGGACUGGGUGUAUUGCCGGAGUGGCUGUGGUUUCCACCAAUGAGAGAAGAAGCAUUUACGAAGCAAUGAAAGAACACUUACUCAUGCCAGGCACUGCCAUUGCAUUGCUAGAAGCCCAGGCUGCCACUGGAUUUUUGCUGGAUCCAGUGAAGAAUUUGAAACUCUCCGUGACUGAUGCCAUAAAAAGUGGAUUGGUUGGACCUGAGUUGCAUGAAAAGCUACUUUCCGCUGAAAAAGCUGCUACAGGAUUUUUGGAUCCUUAUACUGGGAAUAUUCUUCCACUCCUCCAUGCUGUGCAAAAGGGUUUAAUUUUGAAAGACCAUGGUCUCCAUCUUCUAGAAGCUCAGGUCGCAACUGGCGGUGUCAUUGAUCCAGUAAGGAAACAUCGCAUGCCAUACAAUGUGGCUCAUGCCCGUGGAUAUCUUGAUGAUGAGGUCAUCAAGAGCUUAGGCAGACCAACAAGUGAUAUUAAAGGAUUCUUUGACCCCAAUUCAAAAGAAAAUGUUACCUAUGAACAGUUGCUGGAGAGAUGCCUUGUUGACAUCCAAACAGGGCUCUACCUCAUUCCAGUAUUUGAUAAUACUCAAGAUGCACUUAAAACACCUCAUUCAUUCAUAGAUUGCCAGACCAAAAAGGCUUUGAAAUCUACCAAAUUAACAGUAACCUUGGGGAAAUACAAAGGACAAGAAAUCUCUCUGUGGGAUCUGCUUUUCUCUGAAUAUUUUACAAUCGAGCAGAGGGAGUCUUUGAUUAAGCUCUAUAAAUCAGGUGGCCAUACACUAGAAGAACUAUCUACCAAGGUUAACAAGGCCAUAACUGACCUAGUGUCUACUACUAAGGUCACAUUCAGAGGACUAAGAGAAUCUGUUACUCCUGGUCAACUGCUGGACUCUGAAAUCAUUGACAAGGAUUUGUUUGAAAAGCUUGAGCAUGGUGAAACCUCAGCGAAAGAGGUGGUGAAUAUUGACACAGUAAAGAAAUAUCUUGAUGGAACAGGUGGCAUCAGUGGAUUGAUUCUUACAGAUACCCAAGAAAAAAUAAGCAUUUACCAAGCAAAACGGAAAGGCAUUUUAAGGCCUGGGACCUCACUGAUACUUCUGGAAGCCCAAGCAGCAACAGGUUUCAUUAUUGAUCCCGUAGAGAACAAGAAAUAUUCAGUUGACGAGGCUCUGAAGGCCAAUGUAAUUGGGUCAGAUUUCUAUGAGAAGCUGCUAUCUGCAGAAAAAGCAGUAACUGGUUACAACGAUCCAUACACAGGGGAUGUUAUCUCUCUGUUCCAGGCCAUGAACAAGGGAUUAAUUGUGGAAGAACAUGGAAUUCGGCUUUUAGAAGCACAGAUUGCUACAGGAGGUAUCAUUGACCCGAAAAAUAGCCACAGAAUCCCUGUAGAAGUUGCUUAUAAACGGGGAUAUUUUGAUAAAAAAAUGAACAUAAUCCUUUCAGAUCCAAGUGAUGACACUAAAGGCUUCUUUGACCCAAACACCCAUGAAAAUCUCACUUAUUUGCAGCUGAAAGAAAGGUGCAUUCAUGAGUCAUCGACAAAUCUCUGCCUCCUUCCACUGCAAAGCAAGAAGCUACAGUUUAGCAUUAACAAUUACAUCAAAGAGUCUUUUGGAAACCUAGAGAUUUUCGUGAAAUAUGGAAGACUCAGGGGACGAACCGUUUCAGCCUGGGUUCUAAUUAACUCAGAGUAUUUUGCUGAAUGGAAAAGGAGAGAACUCAUAGAAAAGUUCCGACUGAGGAAGGUUACACUGGAACAAAUUACCACUUUAAUUGAAGAGGAAAUGCAGAAAUGGACUGAUAUACGUUUCCCUGCACUUAGAAAACAGGUCAGCUUGUACCAGCUUCUAGAGUAUGAGAUCAUCGAUAAAGAGCUGUUUGAACAGGUUUUGCAUGGAAAAUUAUCCGCAGAGGAUCUACUGAAAAUGGAGAGGGUCCAGAAAUACUUGCAUGGAUCUGGAGUCCUUGGUGGUGUAAUAAUUCAACCAUCUAAACAGAGAAUUGACUUUUAUGAGGCAGUGAAGAGGAACAUCCUGCUCCCUAGCACAGUCCUACCAUUACUUGAGGCCCAGGCCGCUACAGGACAUCUGAUUAAUCCAGCAAACAACCAGAAGCUUUCCGUAGAUGAGUCCCUGAAAGUAGGCAUCAUUGAACCUAAGAUUUAUGAUAGGCUUCUCUCUGCAGAAGAGGCUGUGACAGGAUAUAGAGACCCAUACACAGGAAAAAAAAUAUCACUAUUCCAAGCAAUGCGAAAAGGUCUACUAGAUGAAAAACGCACCAUGCAGCUUUUAGAAGCACAGUUUGCCACUGGUGGAAUAAUUGAUCCAAUUAACAGCCUUCAUCUCCCAGAGUCUGUAGCCAAAAAACAUGGAUACCUGAAUGAAGAAGUACAUAACAGUCUAUCCAACCCCACUGGGGUCACGAAAGCCUACUAUGAUCCCACCAUCAAACAAAUGGUGACGUAUGCAGAGUUGUUAAGCCGCGCGGUGAAGGAUGAAGAUACUGGCAUUUAUUUUUUCCCUUUGCCUCAAGAUUUCAUUGAAGUUCCAGAAGGCAGUUACUCUGAUGAGGAAGUAAAGCAGACAUUCAGCAGCAUCAGAAUCGAGGAACGAAAUGCAACAUUGUGGGAUCUGAUACACUAUGGAUAUUUCACUGUAGAACAGAUGUAUGAGAUCCUAGAAAAAUACAAGUCUAAGAGAAUAAGAAUAGAAGAGCUAACUACAGAAAUCCUGCAAAUUGUCAAGGCUAACGAAAUCAAAAAGACCACUCACAUUAGUUUCCAGGGUCUACGGGGAAAGGUCCCUGCUGUGUUCCUGCUUGAUUUAAAUAUUAUUACUCAAAAAACAUUUGAUGAACUUGUACAAGGCAUGACAUCCAUUGAGAUAGUAUCACAGAUUGAAAGUGUUAAGAAAUGCUUACAGGGCUCAGGCUCCAUAUCUGGCGUUUUCCUAGAGUCCACAAAAGAGAAAAUAGACAUUUAUCAGGCAAUGAAAAAGAACAUUAUCCUACCCGCCAAUGCACUGAUGCUUCUGGAAGCUCAGGCUGCCACUGGAUAUCUAAUUGAUCCAGCAAAGAAUCAGAAAUACACAGUGAAUGAUGCAGUGAAAGCUGGCUUGGUGGGACCCGAACUUCAUGAAACGCUCUUGGCUGCAGAAAGAGCAGUGACUGGGUACAACGAUCCGUACACUGGAAAUAAAAUCUCUCUGGGAAAAAUGAUCAGCAAGGGUCUCAUUCCAGACAAAGAGAGCGUACCACUGCUGCAGGCUCAGUUAUCAGCAGGUGGCAUCAUUGACCCAGUCCACUGCCUGUAUGUCUCAGUGCAACAGUCUUACAAACUGGGUUUGCUGGAUGAAGAAACAUCUGUGUCUACAAAUGAUCUAAAAAUAUACUUUGAUCCAAACACUAAAGAAAAACUGAGUUACUGUCAACUGAAAGAAAGAUGCUAUAAAGAUCCAGAGACUGGUCACCUACUCUUGUCUAUUCCAGAAAGUGCUGCUUUAUAUACAGAUGCCCACAUUAUCGAACUUCUGAAAUCUGCAGAAUUUACAGCCCAGACUGGAAGAUUCAAAGGUCAAACAGUCUCUCUCUGGGACCUUCUCAAUUCCGAAUACAUCAGCAUCAGCAAACUGAAAGAACUAAUAGCUAUGUACAAAAGCAGUAAUUCUGAAGUUAUUCAAGAGAUUACAAAAUCUAUCACUAGCAUAAUAGAAGAGACAGACACAACAAGCAACAAGCUGAAGUUUAAAGGUCUCCGGAAACAGGUAUCCGCUAGUGACUUGUUUCAGUCAGAGGUUAUUGACAAGAAAACCCUUGAUGAGCUUAACCUGGGUAAAAAAACCAUCGAUGAAGUGACAGAAAUGGACAAUGUAAAGCGCUAUCUUCAAGGAACUAAUUGCAUUGCAGGAGUUCUUAUACAAUCUACCAAUAAGAAAAUGAGCAUUUAUGAAGCAAUGCUAAAGCAUAUUUUGAGGCCAGGAACUGCCCUGGUCCUUUUAGAAGCUCAGGCGGCUACAGGUUUUAUGGUCGAUCCAGUGAAAAAUGAAAGGCUUUCAGUAGAUGAAGCUAAGGCCAGUGGACUAAUAGGACAUGAUGUAUAUGCUAAGCUUCUCUCUGCUGAACAGGCUGUAAUUGGGUACAAAGAUCAUUACACUGGAGAAAAAAUCUCCCUCUUUCAAGCCAUGCAGAAAAAACUUAUUGUCGAGUGCCACGGAAUCCGGCUCCUGGAAGCCCAGAUUGCCACUGGUGGCAUUAUUGACCCUGUGCACAGUCACAGAGUGCCUGUAGAGGUGGCCUAUAAGCGUGGUUAUUUUAAUGAGGACAUGAACAAGAUCCUGUCUGAUCCAGAUGAUGAUACAAAAGGGUUCUUUGAUCCAAACACUCAUGAGAACCUUACUUAUCUACAGCUUGUAGAAAGAUGCAUCCAAGAUCCAGAAACUGGAUUAUAUCUUCUGCAGGUGGUGAAGAAGGGGGAGAACUACUUCUAUUUCACAGACAGAAUAAAAAAAGACUUAAGAUCAAUAACAUUUGAAAUUCACUUUGGAAAGUUCUCUAGUCAAGUAGUAUCUGUCUGGGAAGUUCUGACCUCCGAGUAUAUCACAGACCUAAAGAGACGGGAAUUAGUGAAACUUUACUCAGUGGGGGUCCUCAGCAAAGAUGAGCUGAUAUCUCGUCUCACAGCUCUUGUACAGGAACAUGAAAGUAAAAGCAGCAGUGUGAAAUUUAAGGGAAUCAGAGGUGAAGUCACUGCCACAUCAUUAUUCACUGCAGGCAUAAUUGACAAAAAGACCCUUAAUAAUUUGACAGAAGGCCAGAUCACAGCAGAAAGCGUUGCUGAAAUGGACUCAGUGAAAAGAUACCUGGAAGGAACAGGUUGCAUAGCUGGUGUUACGGUGCUACCCAACAAUGAGGUCAUAAGCAUCUCUAGUGCUAUUAACAGAGGUAUUCUGCAAAAAGACAUUGGCCUGAUACUUCUGGAAGCACAAGCAGCUUCUGGAUUUCUCAUUGAUCCCACCAAGAAUGAGAGGCUUUCCAUCACAGAAGCACUUUCUGCCAGUCUUGUUACGUCUGAUAUUCAAGAAGAGCUGGAAAUAGCUGAGAAAGCAGUUACUGGGUUUACUGAUCCACUGACCGGAAACAAAAUCUCUCUUUUCCAGGCUGUGGAAAAAGGCAUAUUACAUAAAGAACAAGGACUUUACUUAUUGGAAGCCCAAAUUGCAACUGGUGGAGUGAUCGAUCCAAUCCACAAUCACAGAGUUCCUUUAGAUGUGGCGUUUAGGAGGAGAUGUUUGGAUGAAGACACCUAUAUAUCAGUAUCAAAUGCUGUCAAUAAAAAGAGAUUUGUGGAUCCUAAUACACAUGAAAGAAUAAGCUAUGCAAAUUUGCUUGAGAGAUGUAUUAAAGACCCUAAAAGUGGACUUUAUUUACUUCCAUUGGCUGAGAAAUGUGAUGAUUACUUUUAUAUUGAUGAGCAAACAAAACAUAUUCUGACAACCACCAGUGUCCACCUGAAUGCAGGGAUAUUUAAAGGCCAAGAUAUUUCCCUGUGGGAACUGCUGUGCUCUUCUUACAUCUCAGCAGACAAAAGAAAGGAACUUAUAAAGAUAUACAAAACCAAGACAUCAUCCACCCUUAAAGACAUCUUUAACACCAUUGUUUCAAUUAUUGAAGAAAAGGAACAGAGCCAGGGUGAUAUCUGGUUCCAGGGUUUGAGGAAACAGGUGAAAGCAUCUGAAUUGUACAAUGCUGGAAUUAUUAACCAAGAAACACUUGAAGGUUUAAAACAAGAAACACAGACUGCGACUGAUGUUGCUAAAUUAGAUUCUGUUCGGAGAUACCUAGAAGGAACAAGCAGCAUUGCUGGGGUGUUGGUCACUGCCAAAAAUGAUCCAGAGAAAAAGGAAAAGAUGAGUAUUUAUGAUGCUAUGUUAAAGCGUGUAUUGAGGCCAGGGACAGCUCUCGUCCUUCUUGAAGCUCAGGCAGCUACUGGGUUUGUUAUUGACCCAAUAAAGAACAGAAAAUUGGCUGUAGAAGAAGCUUUAUCUGCUGGACUGAUUGGCUAUGAGAUUUACAACAAGCUUCUAUCUGCAGAGAGAGGAGUUACAGGCUACAAUGACCCUUACACUGGAGAGAAAAUCUCUCUCUUCCAGGCCAUGAAAAAAGAUCUGAUUGUGAAGGACCAUGGCAUUCGUCUCCUGGAAGCUCAGAUAGCCACUGGAGGAAUCAUUGAUCCAGUUCACAGUCACCGUGUACCUGUGGAAGUGGCUUAUAAACGUGGCUACUUUGAUGAAGAGAUGAACCAAAUUCUAUCUGAUCCUUCUGACGAUACCAAGGGUUUCUUCGAUCCAAGUACUCAUGAGAAUCUCACAUACAAGCAGUUACUCGAGAGAUGUAUUCAAGAUCCAGACACAGGCCUGUAUUUACUGGAUGUAAAGUACACCAAGACAGCUCCUGUCCAGAGCCAAACUCAGCUGCAGUCCAGAACUAUUCAAGUAACAACUGGUUAUCUCCAAGGCAAAAAUGUCUCCAUCUGGGAACUUCUCUACUCAAAGUACAUUUCAGUAGAAAAACGUGAAGAGCUUCUAAAGAAAUUCACUUCUGGCAAUUUGUCCGUGGAGGAACUUAUAACUAUCCUUCUCAGAAUUAUUACCGAGACAGAGGUAACAUUUAUAUCAACAGACACAACAGACUCUGUGAGUCAAGAUAAACAAAUAAAAAUGCUUCUCCAGUCAGAAAAGGUGAAUGUAUCUGUUGGUGACUUCAAAGGACAAAGUGUAUCAUUGUGGGAGCUUUUGAACUCAUAUUACAUCACAGAAGAAAGAAGAAAAGACAUAUUGGAAAAACUAAAGUCAAAAACAUUGAGCAUACAAGAAAUUAUUACCCUUAUUAUUACUAUCAUUACAGAGACAGAAGUCGGCAAGAUAGAGAAGUUGCAGCAAAGUGUAGAAUUAUCUGUGCAACCUACAGUGAAAUCUGAACCAAUGGUGUCUGAUGAUGAAAUCCAAACAGCUUUACAGAGUAUUACUAUUCAGGUCCAGAAAGGAGAGCUUCAAGGACAAGCGCUUUCAAUAUGGGACCUUCUAUACUCCAAACACAUUCCUGAUGGAAUAAAACAAGAGCUGAUUGAUGAUUACAAAUUAACUAUCAAGGAUAUAAUUGAGAUGGUACUUCAGACUGUUGAAGAGCUCGAACAAGAGAGUCAUAAAUCUAUAUUGGCAAAAUACAGCUUGAAGGAAGAAGGUUUCAAUCUUAUACAAACUGUGCAGUUUGAAGUUUUUGUAGGUGAACUCAGAGGUCAAACGCUAUCAGUCUGGGAUUUCCUGAACUCCAGAUACUUUUCCGAAGAGAAAAGGAAGGAGUUGCUAAUAAAGUUAAAUUCUGGAGAGAUACAUAUAGAUGAACUCAUCAAAAUUAUUAUCACAAUUAUAGAGGAGACAGAAGAGAAAAGUAAAACAAUUAAAUUCAAAGGCCUCAGGAGACAAGUAACUGCUAAUGAGCUACUCAUUUCUGAAAUCAUUGAUCAGAGCACGUUAACAGAGCUGGCUCAGGGAACAAAAUCAUUGGAAGAAGUGACCCAGAUGGACUCAGUAAAGAGAUAUCUAGAAGGAAGAAGCUCUAUUGCAGGAAUACUGGUUCCAUCGAUUAAAGAUCCUUCAAAAAAGGAGACAAUGAGCAUAUAUAAUGCCAUGUUAAGGAACAUCUUGAGGCCAGGGACAGCACUAGUGCUUCUGGAGGCACAGGCAGCUACUGGUUUUAUCAUUGACCCCGUGAAAAAUCUGAAACUUUCUGUAGAUGAGGCCUCAGAGGCUGGCAUCUUUGGACAUGAACUUCAUGCAAAGCUCCUUUCUGCAGAGAGGGCAGUAACUGGAUAUACCGACCCCUAUACUGGCGAUAAGAUCUCCCUGUUUCAGGCCAUGCAAAAAGACCUAAUUGUCAAAGAUCAUGGCAUCCGUCUUUUAGAAGCCCAGAUUGCCACAGGUGGCAUCAUCGACCCUGUGCACAGUCACAGAGUACCAGUUGAAGUGGCUUAUAAACGUGGCUACUUCAAUGAAGACAUGAACCAGAUUCUGUCUGAUCCCACGGAUGACACAAAGGGAUUCUUUGACCCAAAUACACAUGAGAACCUCACAUACCUGCAACUUCUCCAAAGAUGUGUCCAAGAUCCAGUUACCGGUCUGUGCAUGCUAGAAAUUAAGGAGAAAACCGCUCCCAGUGUCCAGCAAAGGGAAUCUUUCCUGAGGUCACAAACUGUCCAAAUUAAAGUUGGCCAAUACAUGGGACAGAAUAUAUCCAUUUGGGAGCUUCUUAACUCUGUGUAUUUCACAGAAACAGUGGAGAAAAAACAAGAACUUCUAAAGAAAUACAGUUCUGGUACUAUUACUAUUGAGGAGCUAAUCUCAACUAUCUUGACUAUCAUCGAAGAAUGGGAAAACAAAAAAAGCAGCCAGUACGUAAAUGGGUCCAGUGUUAGCCAGUCAGACCAACAAGCUAUGAAACAAAAUCAGCCAUCUGACCUUCAAUCUGCACUUGUUUCUAUUACUACAGGCAAGUUCCAUGGUCAACAGCCGUCAGUGUGGGACCUAUUAAACUCUGAAUAUUUCACAGAAAGCAAGAGAGAGGAACUUCUCCAUAAAUACACAACAGGAGUUUGGAAUCUUGAAGAGAUCACUAAACUUACAACAACCAUAAUUAAUGAAACAGAAGAGACAAAAAUUACAGAAAAAAUCACUUCUCCCAUCAAGGCUGAUGAAACGGUUUUAACAGAAACAGAUAAACAACUUUGCAAAGCAUUAAGUGCUUUCACCAUUAUUGCUCCAAUGGGAGAACUCAAAGGAGAGAAGGUGUCUCUCUGGGAAAUUCUCCACUCCAAAUACAUUUCUGAAAGUGAACGAGUAGACCAGUUGAAUAAGCAUCGCAUUGCUGUGGAAAAUCUGAAACAAGCUAUUCUUAAGUUAAUUGAAGGUGCUGAAGGAAAAACGGAUGAAGAGAUUCAGCAAGCUUUGGAAUUGAGAAUUAUGGACAUAAAUAUUGGGGAAUUCAAAGGACAAAAACUUUCUGUUUGGUUUCUGCUUCACUCCAAGUACAUUAGUGACGAGAAGAGGAAAGAACUGCUGGAAUGGUACAAAGCAGGGAAAUUUACAGAGGAUGAACUGUUACGGUUCAUUAUUACCAUCAUUGAGGAGACAGAAGAAAGGAUUACUGGUUUGGAGUUCCAGGGUCUCAGGACAAAGGUCUCUGCUAAAGAGCUGCUUGAGUCUAACAUAAUUGAUCAGACUACUAUGAAUGAGUUGAGCCAGGGGAGCAGAACUUUUGUGCAAGUCACUCAGAUGGAAUCUGUUAAGAGGUACCUUGAAGGAACCAACUGUAUUGCUGGUGUAUUUGUUACCUCUAAGAAAGACUCCUCAGAGCGAGAAAAGAUGAGUAUUUAUGAUGCCAUGUUAAAGCGUGUAUUGAGGCCAGGUACUGCUCUUGUUCUCCUUGAAGCUCAAGCAGCUACUGGGUUUGUAAUUGACCCGAUGAAGAAUAAGAGACUUUCUGUGGAUGAAGCUUUAUCUGCUGGACUGAUUGGUCAUGAGAUUUAUGAUAAACUUCUGUCUGCAGAGAGAGGAGUUACAGGCUACAAAGACCCUUACACUGGAGAGAAAAUCUCCCUCUUCCAGGCCAUGAAAAAAGAUCUGAUUGUGAAGGACCAUGGCAUCCGUCUCUUGGAAGCUCAGAUUGCCACUGGAGGUAUUAUUGAUCCAGUUCACAGCCAUCGUGUACCUGUGGAAGUGGCUUAUAAACGUGGCUACUUUGAUGAGGAAAUGAGCCAGAUCCUCUCUGAUCCUUCUGACGAUACCAAGGGAUUCUUCGAUCCCAAUACUCAUGAGAACCUCACAUAUAUUCAAUUAAUGGAGAGAUGUAUUCAAGAUCCAGACACAGGUCUGUAUUUUCUGGAUGUAAAUGACAGUAAGGUAUCGCCUCUCCGUAGCCAAACACAAACUCAUCUGGAGUCCAGAACUCUUCAAACAAAAAUUGGUUACUUCCAUGACAAAAAUGUUUCCAUCUGGGAACUUCUCAACUCAAAGUACAUUUCAGAUGUGAAAAGAGAAGAACUAUUGAAGGUGUACACAUCUGGCAGUCUGUCCAUAGAGGAACUUAUAGAUAUCCUUAUCACAAUCAUUAUUGAGACAGAGUUCAAGUCGGAAAUGGUAGAGAUAUUUGAUGGUGAAUUCAAAGGGCAAAGCAUUUCAUUGUGGGAGAUUCUCCACUCUUCUUACAUCACAGAAGAAAAAAGGAAAGACCUGUUGGAAAAAGCAAAAUCGGGAACUUUGACUGUACAAGAAAUUAUUACUCUUGUGACUAUCAUCAUAAAACCAGAAGCCAGCAAGGUUGUAGAAUUAUCUUCGGAGUUAACAGUGAAAUCGGAUCAUUCUGUGCAUGAUGAGGUCAUUCAUAGAGAGACAUUGCAGAAAACUCUACAAACAUCUGUACAACAAACAGUGAAAUCUGACCAAUCUGUGCAUGAUGAUGAAAUUCAGAGAGCCUUAGAGAGUAUUAUCAUCCAGGUGAACAAAGGACAAUUUCAAGGCCAACUGGUUUCCGUGUGGGACAUUCUUAAUUCUAAUUACGUUCCUGAGAGCAGAAGAAAGGAACUUCUUGGGAAUUACAAAUUAACUGUUCAAGACAUUAUGGAGAUAGUUAUUCAGUCUAUUGAAGAAGUGGAAUAUGGGAGCAACAAAUCUUUAAAGGCAAAAUAUAACCUGAAAGAUGAGGUAUUUAAUAUUAUACAGACUGUCCAGGUUGAAGUUUCUAUAGGAGACUUCAAGGGUCAGAGACUUUCUGUAUGGGAUCUCCUGAGUUCAAGAUACUUUUCAGAGGAAAAAAAGAAGGAAUUGCUAGAGAAGAUAAAUUCUGGGUCAUUAAAAGUACAUGAACUAAUCAAAAUAAUUAUUACGACCAUUGAAGAGAUAGAAGAGCGCAGUAAAAUUUUAAAGUUUAAAGGCCUCAGGAGACAAGUAACUGCUAAUGAGCUGCUUAGUUCUGAAAUAAUUGAUCAGGCAACUCUGACAGAACUAGCUCAGGGAAGAAAAACUGUAGAAGAAGUGACCCAAAUGGACUCAGUAAAAAGAUACCUAGAAGGGAGAAGCUCUAUUGCAGGAAUUCUAGUUACAUCCAGUAAAGAUCCUUUUAAAAAGGAUACAAUGAGCAUAUAUAAUGCCAUGUUAAGGAACAUCUUGAGGCCAGGGACAGCACUAGUGCUUCUGGAGGCACAGGCAGCUACUGGUUUUAUCAUUGACCCCGUGAAAAAUCUGAAACUUUCUGUAGAUGAGGCCUCAGAGGCUGGCAUCUUUGGACAUGAACUUCAUGCAAAGCUCCUUUCUGCAGAGAGGGCAGUAACUGGAUAUACCGACCCCUAUACUGGCGAUAAGAUCUCCCUGUUUCAGGCCAUGCAAAAAGACCUAAUUGUCAAAGAUCAUGGCAUCCGUCUUUUAGAAGCCCAGAUUGCCACAGGUGGCAUCAUCGACCCUGUGCACAGUCACAGAGUACCAGUUGAAGUGGCUUAUAAACGUGGCUACUUCAAUGAAGACAUGAACCAGAUUCUGUCUGAUCCCAUGGAUGACACAAAGGGAUUCUUUGACCCAAAUACACAUGAGAACCUCACUUACCUGCAACUUCUCCAAAGAUGUGUCCAAGAUCCAGAUACCGGUCUGUGCAUACUAGAAAUUAAGCAGAAAACUGCUCCCAGUAUCCAGCAAAGGGAAUCAUCCUUAAGGUCACAAACUGUCCAAAUUAAAGUUGGCCAAUACACUGGACAGAAUAUAUCCAUUUGGGAGCUUCUUAACUCUGUGUAUUUCACAGAAACAGUGGAGAAAAAACAAGAACUUCUAAAGAAAUACAGUUCUGGUACUAUUACUAUUGAGGAGCUAACCUCAACUAUCUUGAGUAUCAUCGAAGAAUGGGAAAACAAAAAAAGCAGCCAGUACGUAAAUGGGUCCAGUGUUAGCCAGUCAGACCAACAAGCUAUGAAACAAAAUCAGCCAUCUGACCUUCAAUCUGCACUUGUUUCUAUUACUACAGGCAAGUUCCACGGUCAGCAGCUGUCAGUGUGGGACCUACUAAACUCUGAAUAUUUCACAGAAAGCAAGAGAGAGGAACUUCUCCAUAAGUACACAACGGGAGUUUGGACUCUUGAAGAAAUUAUUAAAAUCGUCACAACCAUAACUUCUGAAACAGACAGUGAAAUUACAGUAACAAAAACUCUCAGUCUUGGCACUGAAUCCUUUUCUCUUAGUCCCGUUGUUUACACACAGACAGAUGAACAACUUCGUAAAGCUUUAAAUGCUAUUACAGUCCAUGUUGCAGCAGGAAAGUUGAGGGAGCAGAAGGUGUCUCUCUGGGAUAUUCUCCACUCUAAAUAUCUUUCAGAAGAUAAACGAGAUGGUGAGCUGGACAAGCAUCGGGCCACUGUGAACAAAUUGAAAAAAGUUAUUCUUAAAAUUGUUGAAGGUGCAGAAGGAAAAUCUGAUGAAGAGAUCCAGCAAGCAUUGGAAUUGAGAAUUACGGAGAUAAAUAUUGGGGAAUUCAAAGGACAAAAACUUUCUGUGUGGUUUCUGCUUCACUCCAAGUACAUUAGUGACGAGAAGAGGAAAGAACUGCUGGAAUGGUACAAAGCAGGGAAAUUUACAGAGGAUGAACUGUUACGGUUCAUUAUUACCAUCAUUGAGGAGACAGAAGAAAGGAUUACUGGUUUGGAGUUCCAGGGUCUCAGGACAAAGGUCUCUGCUAAAGAGCUGCUUGAGUCUAACAUAAUUGAUCAGACUACUAUGAAUGAGUUGAGCCAGGGGAGCAGAACUUUUGAGCAAGUCACUCAGAUGGAAUCUGUUAAGAGGUACCUUGAAGGAACCAACUGUAUUUCUGGUGUAUUUGUUACCUCUAAGAAAGAUUCCUCAGAGCGAGAAAAGAUGAGUAUUUACGAUGCCAUGUUAAAGCGUGUAUUGAGGCCAGGGACUGCUCUUGUUCUCCUUGAAGCUCAAGCAGCUACUGGGUUUGUAAUUGACCCAAUACAGAAUAAGAGACUUUCUGUGGAUGAAGCUUUAUCUGCUGGACUAAUUGGUCAUGAGAUUUAUGAUAAACUUCUGUCUGCAGAGAGAGGAGUUACAGGCUACAAAGACCCUUACACUGGAGAGAAAAUCUCCCUCUUCCAGGCCAUGAAAAAAGAUCUGAUUGUGAAGGACCAUGGCAUCCGUCUCUUGGAAGCUCAGAUUGCCACUGGAGGUAUUAUCGAUCCUAUCCACAGCCACCGUGUACCUGUGGAAGUGGCUUAUAAACGUGGCUACUUUGACGAAGAGAUGAAUCAAAUACUUUCUGAUCCCUCAGAUGACACCAAAGGAUUAUUUGACCCCAAUACUCAUGAGAACCUCACAUAUCUACAACUUCUUCAGAGGUGUGUUCAAGAUCCAGAUACUGGUCUUUUUAUGUUGGAUGUGAAUGAGAGAAAAACUUCUUUCCAAAUUGACCACCAACAAAAAAAUAUAUUGCAGUCGUAUACUUUUCAUAUGACUGGUGAUGAAGACAAGGAGAUGUCUCUUUGGGAUGUUUUGUAUUCUCAGCACAUUUCAGCAGAGAAAAGAGAAGAACUUCUUAAAAAAUACCAGUCUGGCACUUUAACAAUUGAGGAACUCAAAAUUAUUAUCAUUACCAUCAUUACAGAGACAAGGAAAGGACAAAGUCAAGAUUUUGGUUCUACAAAGCAAGAUGUGGAAAUUCAGGAAUCACUUCAGUCCGUUCAUAUUAAUAUCUCCAAAGAAGGCAUUCAAGAAGAAUCCAUGUCAGUGUGGGACUUUUUAAACUCAAAAUAUAUCUCUGAGAAUGAAAGAAUCGAUUUGUUGACUAAGUUCAAAUCAGGAAACUUGACGAUUGAGGAACUAAUUAAAAUAAUCAUAACCAUUAUUCAAAAGACAAAGGUAGAAACAAUAGAACAUGUAACUACAAAGACACAGUUUAUUACAGAGGAGAUUAAGGGGUCAUCAGUUUCCAUUGAAGCUAGUCAGUGGCCUACAGAAGACCAGCUUCAGAAAGCCUUGGAAAUUAUUCCAUCCAAAAUUACAGAGCAUCACAGCCAAACUCAAAUUCAAGAAAGUAGUGUUUCUGUUUGGGAUCUUCUGCAUAGUGAGAGUGUGUCUGUUGAAAAGAGGAAGGAACUAUUACAAACAUACAAACAUACAGUCAAUGAGAUUAUGAGCGUUUGCACCAACAUCAUUCAAGAAGGUGAAGGCACUACCAGCUCACCCAAAUCUGCUGAAAGCAGUUUAUUUAAAGACACUGAUCUUUUAUCUGAAGACACAGAGUUAACAUCAAACCGCAUUCAAACUCAAAACUCCCUGAUGGCAGUCGAGGUGGAUGUGACAGUGGGUAGUAACCCAAGUCAGAAAAGUUCACUUUGGCAGCUGCUACAUUCAUCAUAUUUCACAAAUGAGAAAAAGGAUGAGCUCCUUGUAAAAUUUGAAAGUGGAACUUUGACUCUUGAAGACCUCAUGAAGUGUAUUAUUACCGUCAUAGUGGAAGCAGAGAAAACGAAUGUAAAAGUGUCAAGUCAUCGUGCUAUAACCAUUAAAUCAGGAAAUGUUGAACAUUAUUUCCUUCCCAAACCAAUUGAAAAGUCCCUGCAGUCAUUAUCUGUUUCCAUCUCCAGCAGGGAGUUCCAUAAUAGGAACAUAUCUCUAUGGGACAUAUUGCAUUCUAAGAACAUCAGUGAUGACAAACGUCAAGCAUUCCUAACAAAGUACUAUGGAACAAUUGUAGAAGUCAGUACAAUCCUAACUAACGCAUCACAAACAACAAUUAAAACAGAUACUCAGGUACAUGAGAGAACCACAGAAGACUUCUUAAAGUCUGUCACUGUGCAGGUCAGCAUUGGAGAAUUUAAAUUAGCAGGACAAUCUCAUUCACUCUGGGAACUCCUGCACUCUAGAUAUGUUACAGAAACCAAGAGAAAGGAGCUAAUUGAGAAGUUUGAGUCUAAAGUUCUAACAUGGGAAGAGAUCUUCAAAAUUAUAACCACCAUUAUUAAAGAGACAGAAGAGAGGAGCAGUAAUCUCACAUUUAAAGGACCACUAUAGUGCCUGGAAAACAAACUUGUUUUCCUGGCACUAUAGGGUCAUUAGGUCUCCCCCUCCCGCUGGGCUGAAGGGGUUAAAACCCCUUCAGCCACUUACCUUUCUCCAGCGCUGGGCUCCAUCGGCUCUGGUGACCUCUCCUCCCCCUGCCGACGUCAGAUCUGAAUGCACAGGCACGGCAAGAGCCUUCAAACCAUAGGAAAGCAUUACUCAAUGCUUUCCUAUGGACGUCCAGCGUCUUCUUCUUCCAGCGUCAUUUUCAGAUUGAUUCAGUGAAGAAGUACUUAGAUGGUUCUGGCUCUAUUGCAGGUGUAUUUCUUCAAUCCAAAAAUAACCCCACUAAAAGAGAGAUGAUGAAUAUUUACAAAGCAAUGUCGAAUCAGGUCCUUUUUUAUUGACAGAACAGGAACAUUGAUCUAAAUUUUCUCAUUAAAGAUUUUGGAUCCUCUUAAAAGACUAUCAUGUAUGAAUGCUGAUUAUUUUCUACUUUGUAUCAAAAUGUGUUUUACGUACAGAUUUUAUGUUAACUGACGACUUUAGUAACUAGACCAUAUUCUUCAACUAACCUGUGAAACUCUUAUGUUAUAUAAUUCUACUUACUAUUGAGGUGAAUGGGCUCAUCUUCGGUGAAACUGGCUGCAUGUUCCAGAGCCAGAUGGCAUGUUCCAGGGCCAGACUGACAAACGUUGGGUUUAAUAAAAUUAUGAUGUUCUUUUGUAACAUUAGCUGUGCAAUCAUUCUCCAUAUUCCUAAAAUGGAUUAUAAUAACAGUGUUACUUCACUGUCUAUGAAAAGAUUCCACAAUUUGGUUACAGCUCUUCUUUAGAGUGACUGACCUGAGUCUAUGCGGUCACGAUGCUUGUGCUGUGUCCACACAAACAUUUUUCAUUAAACUGGGAUUUGUGAAGAAUUGUCAAUGGAGUUGCAAAUGUAUCAAAAUACCUAAAAUACCCCAAGCUAUUUUCUAGCCACAAUAUGCGAUUCCCUUCUCAUUCUACACAAUUUUUGGUCUAUUGAAUAACGCCCAAUCAGGCAGAUGAUCAACAAAUAUUCAUGCCAAAGGGUAAUAUGUAGACUAAAUGUGGUUUGGCUUCAUAAAAAUAUAAAAAAAUUAUCUUGUAUAUCAAAAAGCUUGAACAAAAAAUUGCAUUUUAUUAUUGUAACAAUAAAUAAAAUAAAUUCACAAUUCCAAUA
Molecule: messenger RNA, 38963 nt
Organism: Pelobates cultripes (western spadefoot toad)
Lineage: Eukaryota; Metazoa; Chordata; Amphibia; Anura; Pelobatidae
Source: the annotation of a GenBank genome assembly